GCCGCCCUGGCCGCGCUCCUGGCCCUGCGAGGCAUGGUGUGUCCUCUGGAGGUAUCAGUCAGUUCAGGGAGUAUUCAAGUUGCCCGAGGCCAGACAGCAGUAUUGCCCUGCACCUUCACCACUAAUGCUGCUCUCACUAACCUUAAUGUCAUAUGGAUGGUCACUCCUCUUUCUAACGCCAACCAGCCUGAACAGGUUAUUCUCUACCAAGGAGGUCAGAUCUUUGGUGGUGCACCCCAAUUCUAUGGGCGAGUGGGGUUUGCUGUGACAAUGCCAACCACCAGUGCCUCCAUCUUCAUCAACAACACCCAGCUAUCAGACACUGGCACAUACCAGUGUUUGGUCAACAAUCUACCUGAUAGAGGCAGCAGGAAUAUUGGAGUCAUCGGACUCACUGUCUUGGUUCCUCCUUCCGCCCCACUUUGCAGAAUCCAAGGGUCCUUGGAAGUGGGCAGCGAUAUCACACUGACCUGCAGCUCGGAAGAAGGCAUCCCCCGGCCAACAUACCUCUGGGAGAAACUGGACAAUGUUCCCAAGUUGCCCCCAACUGCCACACAAGACCAAGUCCAGGGCACUGUCACUCUCCGAAAUAUCAGCACUGUGUCCUCAGGUCUUUACCAAUGUGUGGCUUCAAAUGCCAUUGGAACCAGCACUUGCCUUCUGGACCUGCAAGUCGUUGCACCCCACCCCUGGAGCAUCAGCCUCGUUGCUGGAGCAGUGGCCACAGGUGCUGUUGUGCUUAUUGUCUGCAUUGUGUUGGUGGCCAUAGCACUGUUCUACUGGAAAAAUAAACACAAAGAAGAAGAAGAAGAGGAGAUUCCCAAUGAGAUAAGGGAGGAUGACCUGCCACCCAAAUGCUCCUCCACCACCAAGACAUUCCACGCUGAUGCGUCCUCAUCGGAGAACGACACCCUCACGUCCUCCAACACCUACAACAGUCGCUAUUGGAAUGAUCCCAAGGCCAAUCACGCCACAGACUCCUUCACCCGCUUCAGCAACAGUAAUGAUGCCCGCCAGCCACCCUUCUCCCGCUCGGGGAGCACAAGCGCUCGGCCUGUCUAUGCCAAUGGUGGCCACCCCUCCCCAGCUGCCCCUAAGACGCUGGUGGUGACAGCCAGCACAGCACCAUCCCCACAGGAGGUGGCCCGGAGCAACGGCUCAGUCAGCAGGAAGCCUCGGCUUCCGCACACCCGCUCCUAUGCUGUCAGCCAGGCCACACUGGAGCGGAUUGGGGCUGUUCCUGUCAUGGUGCCCGCCCAGAGCCGGGCUGGCUCACUUGUGUAGGGGCACGCUGGUAGCUGAGAGCUGAGCAAGGGCCUUGCGUUCCAGGGGAGCGAAGACAUG
Molecule: messenger RNA, 1344 nt
Organism: Centrocercus urophasianus (Greater sage-grouse)
Lineage: Eukaryota; Metazoa; Chordata; Aves; Galliformes; Phasianidae
Gene: IGSF11
Product: immunoglobulin superfamily member 11
Exons: 7
Coding region: 34-1284 (416 amino acids)
Biological process (GO): homophilic cell-cell adhesion
Cellular component (GO): cell-cell junction
Molecular function (GO): ionotropic glutamate receptor binding
Source: RefSeq, a predicted model, not a curated record